Fusarium oxysporum Fo47 is the source of this 667-nucleotide messenger RNA. Its product is annotated as Zn(II)2Cys6 transcription factor domain-containing protein. The record is from RefSeq and is a predicted model, not a curated record. The transcript is spliced from 2 exons. Bases 86 to 667 code for a protein of 193 amino acids. Gene Ontology annotation, molecular function: DNA-binding transcription factor activity, RNA polymerase II-specific; zinc ion binding. Gene Ontology annotation, biological process: regulation of DNA-templated transcription. NCBI's taxonomy places the organism in Eukaryota, Fungi, Ascomycota, Sordariomycetes, Hypocreales, Nectriaceae.
CUUUCUUAUUCUCCGGAACAGAUACCUUUCAGGGUAAAACGCUCCAAUCGUCCUCGAACUACGACUUCUCGAUAUUAUAUGAACAAUGUCUGGUUUUAGCCAAGGCCAUCAACGCACACUUCUCCCUGCCACCGAACUACCGCCUGCCCCUAAACCCCGCGUCGUUCUCCCGCAUUACCCCAGAGUCGGUGUCACGAUUGCCUGUGAAACCUGUCGAAAGCGAAAGAUCAGAUGCAAUGGGAAUCGACCUCGCUGUAAAGGCUGCAUCCGAGCUGGGUCAGAAUGCAACUACGUGCCCAUGAAUAAAGAUCACGAGUUACGACAACGUUACGAACAUCUACAAAUCGAAAAGACGGAUUAUCAAAAGCUUAUCUACUUACUUCGAUCACGAGACCACAAAGAAGCGCAUGUCAUUCUUGAUAUGCUACGGCAAAACACGAGCGUACACGAGGUUCUUAGCCAGGUUGAGCACGGCGAUAUGUUAUGCGAGCUGUCUCUUGUGUCUGGAGAGAGGUAUAGUAUAUUAUUUCUUAUUCCUUCGCCCCGCGGAUUCUCCUACCAUGCGCAGAGAGCCCUUGUGACUGACCGUGAGCUCAGAGUAUGCAAUAGCUCAAGCAGGUCACGAGCCAUCGAGAGCCCUCGGUCACUGCAAUCGGAGAGCGACUGA